AUGUCGAAUCAGACGGGAAUCGGAUACGAAUUCGUGCGCCAGCUUCGCGAACGGCCUGGGGCGAUCGUAUUCGCGACGUCGCGCGACCCUUCGCGGGCGACGAAGCUACAGGCCUUAACGGACAAAGGGAACGUACACAUCGUCAAAAUCACCAAGCAGCCCGAGUCGGUCGAGGAAGCUCUCGCGGCGGCCGAAACCGUGAAAAAGAUCACGGGUAAAGUGGACGUGGUGGUGGCCAACGCAGGCAUCAUCGGGCACGAGACCAGCAUAGCCGACGCGCCCAUGUCCCAAUACCAAGACUUUCUGGACGUCAACCUGCUCAACAACAUCGCCAUCUUCAAGGCCUUGCGGCCCCUGAUGCUGGAGUCGGUCAAGCAAGGCGGCACGCCAAAAUUUGUGGCCAUCAGCACGCAGUACGGCUCGUUGGCCAUGGUCGAGGAUUUGCCCGGCCAGUCGUCGGCGUACGCCAUCUCCAAGGCCGCGCUGAACAUGUUCAUCCGCCACGUCGCGUACGAGGAGAAGAAGAAUGGUAUUGUCGCUUUCCCCAUGCACCCGGGCGUCGUCGCCACCGAGACUGUCGCCCCGCUCGCCGCCCGGAUUGGACUGGGGACCAUCGAGCCCGCCGAGAGUAUUCAGGGUAUGAUGAAGAUCAUUGAUAGAGCUACGGUCAAUGAUGAGGUGCGCUUGUGGAGGUACGAUGACACGCAGCUUCCGUGGUGA
Molecule: messenger RNA, 720 nt
Organism: Fonsecaea multimorphosa CBS 102226
Lineage: Eukaryota; Fungi; Ascomycota; Eurotiomycetes; Chaetothyriales; Herpotrichiellaceae
Exons: 2
Coding region: 1-720 (239 amino acids)
Molecular function (GO): oxidoreductase activity
Source: RefSeq, a predicted model, not a curated record